CCUCAUGGACACGAAAUGGGUAACAUCUGAGUUGGCGUGGACAUCUCAUCCAGAAAGUGGGUGGGAAGAGGUGAGCGGCUAUGACGAGGCCAUGAACCCCAUCCGCACGUACCAGGUGUGUAAUGUGCGAGAGUCCAGCCAGAACAACUGGCUCCGCACGGGGUUCAUCUGGCGACGGGACGUGCAGCGCGUCUACGUGGAGCUCAAGUUCACUGUACGUGACUGCAACAGCAUACCCAACAUCCCUGGCUCCUGCAAGGAGACCUUCAACCUCUUCUACUACGAGGCUGACAGCGACGUGGCCUCACCCUCCACCCCCUUCUGGAUGGAGAACCCCUACGUGAAAGUGGACACCAUCGCGCCCGACGAGAGCUUCUCACGGCUCGAUGCCGGCCGCGUCAACACCAAGGUGCGCAGCUUCGGGCCGCUCUCCAAGGCCGGCUUCUACCUGGCCUUCCAGGACCAGGGCGCCUGCAUGUCGCUCAUCUCCGUGCGUGCCUUCUACAAGAAAUGCGCGUCCACCAUCGCAGGCUUUGCGCUCUUCCCUGAGACCCUCACUGGGGCCGAGCCCACCUCGCUGGUCAUUGCCCCCGGCACCUGUGUCCCUAACGCUGUGGAGGUGUCAGUGCCCCUCAAGCUCUACUGCAACGGUGACGGGGAGUGGAUGGUGCCUGUGGGCGCCUGCACCUGUGCCACCGCCCACGAGCCAGCCGCCAAGGAGACCCAGUGCCGCCCCUGUCCCCCUGGGAGCUACAAGGCAAAGCAGGGAGAGGGGCCCUGCCUCCCCUGCCCCCCCAACAGCCGCACCACCUCUCCAGCUGCCAGCAUCUGCACCUGCCACAAUAACUUCUACCGUGCGGACUCGGACUCUGCGGACAGUGCCUGUACCACGGUGCCAUCUCCCCCCCGGGGAGUGAUCUCCAACGUGAACGAGACCUCGCUGAUCCUCGAGUGGAGCGAGCCUCGGGACCUGGGUGGCCGAGACGACCUCCUGUACAAUGUCAUCUGCAAGAAGUGCCGGGUGGCCCCCGGGGGCGGGGGCGCCUCCACCUGCUCACGCUGCGAUGACAAUGUGGAGUUUGUGCCUCGGCAGCUGGGCCUGACGGAGCGCCGGGUCCAUAUCAGCCACCUGCUGGCCCACACUCGCUACACCUUCGAGGUGCAGGCAGUCAACGGCGUCUCGGGCAAGAGCCCCCUGCCCCCUCGCUAUGCAGCUGUGAAUAUCACCACCAACCAGGCUGCCCCGUCCGAAGUGCCUACCCUACACCUGCACAGCAGCUCAGGCAGCAGCCUGACCCUGUCCUGGGCGCCCCCAGAGCGGCCCAACGGCGUCAUCCUGGACUACGAGAUGAAGUACUUUGAGAAGAGCGAAGGCAUCGCCUCCACAGUGACCAGCCAGAAGAACUCGGUGCAGCUGGACGGGCUGCGGCCCGACGCCCGCUAUGUGGUCCAGGUUCGCGCCCGCACGGUGGCGGGCUAUGGGCAGUACAGUCACCCGGCCGAGUUUGAGACCACAAGUGAGAGAGGCUCUGGUGCCCAGAAGCUCCAGGAGCAGCUUCCCCUCAUUGUGGGCUCGGCCGUGGCCGGGCUCGUCUUCCUGGUGGCUGUUGUGAUCAUUGCCGUCAUCUGCCUCAGGAAACAGCGACGCAGCUCUGACUUGGAGUACGCGGAGAAGCUGCAGCAGUACAUCACUCCUGGAAUGAAGGUUUACAUCGACCCUUUUACCUACGAGGACCCUAACGAGGCUGUGCGGGAGUUUGCCAAGGAGAUAGACGUGUCGUGCGUCAAGAUUGAGGAGGUGAUCGGAGCUGGAGAGUUUGGGGAGGUGUGCCGGGGGCGACUGAAACAGCCCGGUCGCCGGGAGGUGUUUGUGGCCAUCAAGACGCUGAAGGUGGGCUACACCGAGAGGCAGCGGCGGGACUUCUUGAGUGAGGCCUCCAUCAUGGGUCAGUUUGACCAUCCCAACAUCAUCCGGCUGGAGGGCGUGGUCACCAAAAGUCGGCCAGUGAUGAUCCUCACGGAGUUCAUGGAGAACUGCGCUCUGGACUCCUUCCUCCGGCUCAACGACGGACAGUUCACGGUCAUCCAGCUGGUGGGCAUGUUGCGGGGCAUUGCUGCCGGCAUGAAGUACCUGUCCGAGAUGAACUACGUGCACCGCGACCUGGCUGCCCGCAACAUCCUUGUCAACAGCAACCUGGUCUGCAAAGUCUCCGACUUUGGCCUCUCCCGCUUUCUGGAGGACGACCCCUCCGACCCCACCUACACCAGCUCCCUGGGCGGGAAGAUCCCCAUCCGCUGGACCGCCCCUGAGGCCAUAGCCUAUCGGAAGUUCACUUCUGCUAGUGAUGUCUGGAGCUACGGAAUCGUCAUGUGGGAAGUCAUGAGCUACGGAGAGAGGCCGUACUGGGACAUGAGCAACCAGGAUGUCAUCAACGCUGUGGAGCAGGAUUACCGGCUGCCCCCACCCAUGGACUGCCCCACAGCGCUACACCAGCUCAUGCUGGACUGCUGGGUACGGGACCGGAACCUUCGGCCCAAGUUCUCCCAGAUCGUCAACACCCUGGACAAGCUCAUCCGCAACGCCGCCAGCCUCAAGGUCAUCGCCACUGCCCAGUCUGGCUUGUCACAGCCCCUCCUGGACCGCACGGUCCCAGAUUACACAACCUUCACAACAGUGGGCGACUGGCUGGACGCCAUCAAGAUGGGACGGUACAAAGACAGCUUCGUCAGUGCGGGGUUCGCGUCCUUCGACCUGGUGGCCCAGAUGACUGCAGAAGACCUGCUCCGGAUCGGGGUCACCUUGGCAGGACACCAGAAGAAGAUCCUCAGCAGUAUCCAGGACAUGCGGCUGCAGAUGAACCAGACUCUGCCUGUGCAGGUCUGACACCCGACUCCUCCGCGGUGGGCGCCCCCCAGGGAGCGCACACAGACUGACCAGCCGGCUGGACUUUCGGACUUUUGGAUGCCUGGGUUUAGGCUGUGGCCGGAAGAUGGAAGUUUGGGGAGAGCCCCAACUGGGACUUCUCCAGGCCUGUGCUCCCUCCCCAGGAAGUGUGCCCCAAACCUCUUCAUAUUGAAGAUGGAUUAGGAGAGGGGGUGAUGAUCCCUCCCCAGACCUUUUGGGGCCCAGGUCUUUCUGCUCUCCAGUGGGGGAUCCCCACAAACGCAGACUUUGCCAUGCUUCAGUGCUGGAGGUCCUGGCGGGCUCAGUGAGGGGCCGGGGGUAAGCCUGGGUUCUACAGGGCCCACCCCUGGCUGGGGUCUGUCCCACCCUCAGGAACUGGAGGAGGGGACUCCAGGAAUGGGGAAAUGUGACACUUCUACCCCAAAGCCAGCUGGCAGCUCCAGUUUGCACAGGGACUGUUGUUCUGGGGGCCGAGGGCCCUGCCCCCACCCCCUGCCCUUGGUGCUGUCAUAAAAAGGGCAGGCAGGGGCAGGUGACUAGUAGCCCCUUGCCCCCAGAGACUCUCAGAGCCAGAGAUCGGAUGUGUGUGUGAGUGUGCGUGUGUGUGUGACUAAGUGUGCACGCACUAGCCUGCACAGAGUGUGGGUGGGCGUGUAAAAGCUCGGCCCUGUGCCCUGCAGCGGGGCAGCUGGGUCUUCAGCGGAAUAAAGGCAAUAA
Trichechus manatus latirostris (Florida manatee) is the source of this 3622-nucleotide messenger RNA. RefSeq names its product EPH receptor B3 (gene EPHB3). The coding region runs from base 5 to 2884 and encodes 959 amino acids. The transcript is spliced from 15 exons. Gene Ontology annotation, molecular function: ATP binding; transmembrane-ephrin receptor activity; protein binding. The record is from RefSeq and is a predicted model, not a curated record. Lineage: Eukaryota; Metazoa; Chordata; Mammalia; Sirenia; Trichechidae. Gene Ontology annotation, cellular component: dendrite; plasma membrane. Gene Ontology annotation, biological process: ephrin receptor signaling pathway; protein phosphorylation; axon guidance.